CGGGCUCCGAGGCCCCGCCCCCGAGGAGGCCGCGGGUCCUACCUCCCCGGCGCCCGGCGCCGGGCCCGCGGGUGGGCCCUGGGUUGGCAGCGCGCGCCACCGAGCCGAGCGGUAGCUGAGCUCCCCAUGCAGAGCGCCGAGCGCUCGCCGGCGCCGCCCCGGCUGCCCCCGCACGACCCGGGCACGCCGGCGCUGUCGGUGGUGGACAUGCACACGGGCGGCGAGCCCCUGCGCAUCGUGCUGGCGGGGUGUCCGGAGGUGGCGGGCCCCACGCUGCUGGCCAAGCGGCGCUACAUGCGCCAGCACCUGGAUCACGUGCGGCGACGGCUCGUGUUCGAACCCCGGGGGCACCGGGACAUGUACGGGGCCGUGCUGGUGCCGAGCGAGCUGCCGGACGCGCACCUGGGCGUCCUGUUCCUGCACAACGAAGGCUACAGCUCCAUGUGCGGCCACGCCGUGCUGGCGCUGGGCCGCUUCGCGCUCGACUUCGGGCUGGUGGCUGCGCCCCCAGCCGGCGCCCGCGAGGCCCGCGUCAACAUCCACUGCCCGUGCGGGCUGGUGGCCGCCUUCGUGCAGUGCGAGGGCGGCCGGAGCCGCGGCCCGGUGCGCUUCCACAGCGUCCCGGCCUUCGUGCUGGCCACAGAUCUCCCGGUGGAUGUUCCUGGUCAUGGAAAGGUGGUAGUGGACAUUGCAUAUGGUGGCGCAUUUUAUGCAUUUGUUAGUGCUGAAAAGUUAGGACUCAAUGUUUGUUCUGCAAAGACAAGGGACCUUGUGGAUGCAGCAAGUACAGUGACAGAAGCAGUGAAAGCUCAGUUUAAAAUUACUCAUCCUGAUAGUGAAGACCUUGCCUUUCUAUAUGGAACUAUAUUAACAGAUGGAAAAGACACUUACAGUGAGGAGCCAACCACCAACAUCUGUGUGUUUGCAGAUGAGCAGGUUGACCGAAGUCCUACGGGCUCAGGAGUGACAGCCCGAAUUGCCUUACAGUAUCAGAAAGGGCUUCUGGAACUGAACCAGACCAGAGCCUUUAAAAGCAGUGCCACUGGCUCAGUCUUCACCGGGAAGGCUGUGAGGGAAGCAAAGUGUGGGGAUUUUAAUGCGGUUAUAGUGGAAGUAUCCGGACAAGCCCAUUACACGGGAACAGCAAGCUUUACAAUAGAAGACGAUGACCCACUGAGGGAUGGGUUUCUUCUCAAGUGACUUCUAUGACUUUUAAAGGCUUUCUUUUUAAAGCAAUCGUUAUCUAUCAGUAAUUUUCAUCUGAAUUAUGUGGAAACCUAUAUCCAAAUUGUACAUGUAAGCCAAUUCCCAUUUUUCUAAAAUAGUACACUGUGGCUAAAUAUAAAAUCAUUAUACCUCAGAGAUGCAUAGAUAUAUAGGUGUAGGUCCUGAAAUACAGGUGCACAGUAGAAAACAAUCAGUGAAUCACUACAGUGGGACAAGCCUCAUACUCUACCAGCUACAUGCCAGGUAGAUUUAUAACAUGAUGUCCUGGCUAGUGUGGCUCAGUUGGAUGAGCUUCGUUCCAUGCACCAAAAGGUCGCUGGUUCGAUUCCAGGGCACAGACAGGGUAGUGGGCUUGAUCCCUAGUAUGGGGUGUGCAGGAGGCAGCCGAGAUGUUUCUCUCUAACAUUGAUGUUUCUCUCUCUCCUUUCCCUUGUUAUCUCUCUAAAAUAAAUAAAAACAUGUUAAAAAAAUAAAAUAUGAAAGAAAUGGUAACUCUUGGUAUUCUUGCCUGUGAGCCUGUUAAAAAUAAAUUUGAUCAUUACCAGUCAUUAUAAAAUGAAGAAUUAAAAUUAUUCAACAUGUAAUGCUCUCAAUAUUCCUUAAACUCUGCUGUGAUUAGUAGUAUUUCUUUUUUCUGAGCCGACAGAAACUGAGGUAAUUAAUUCAUUUAAACUGGCUUUGCCAUCCACCAAGUCUGUAUAGACCCAGUCAUUAGGUCUAUUAUUUAAUUACCUGACUAAAAUCAAUUACACAACAAAAUAAUGUUUUCCACUCAUUCUCUAUUACAUUCUUUGGUAAAGAAAUCACGUCUCUCUAAAAAAUAACACUAUCACUAACUUUUCCCCACUUUAUUAACACUCCUUUUUCUCUGGGAAGCUAUCCAUCCCCUGAACAUAGCCUUGCUGGGACUACCAGGCAAGGGAAAGGGUACACCAAUCAGGCUCUUGCUCCCAGGACCUGGGAUUUGUUGUUGUUGUUAAUCCUCACCCAAGGAAAUUUUUCCAUUGAUUUUUAGGGAGAUUGGAAGAGAGAGGGAAAGACAGAGAGAAACACUGAUGUGAGAGAAACACAUCGAUUGUUUGCCUCCUACACAAGCCCAAUCUAGGGCCCAGGCUGGGGAGGAGCCUGCAACCAAGGUACACACCCUUGACUAGAAUCAAAUCAGGGACCCUUUGUCCGCAGGCUGACACUCUAUCCACUGAGCCAAACCAACUGGAGCAGGAUUGGGAUCUUGAGAGAAAUGACAUUCGGUUUAAAAAUGGUUGAAGCAGACUUAUUCUGAUAGUGCCUUAAAGAGAUCACCCUCAAUUAGUGUUUGCUAUCUCUACCCACAGAGCUGCCCUGACUUCUCUUGUUCUUGGGGCUGGCUGUUAGACUAUCCUUCUAUAAUCUGUAAAUUCCUUUCUUGUUUAAGGGAGACAGUGCCCUAUAAGUAUUGCUUAUCUCCAAAGACCCUAAUCCAUACACUAACUCCUUAAAAUCUCUUCUGCUCUUCGUUGUAAAUGCCUGACUUCAGACUCCUUCAUUUCUUCCCUGGUCAUUACAAUGCCUUUUCCUAACUGGUGUCCCAGUUGCUAACUUCUCCUCUGAUAGUUACUCAAAAAAUAUUUCUUUUGUGUGUUUUCCUAAUAGUUUUCCAGAGUACUAAGUACUAGGAAUCCAAUAAAAAGCCAAACAGGUCAAGUCCUAGUCUUAACAGAGUCGACCAUGGGAGGCAAGUAAUAGUCAUGAAAACAUAAUUAUAGACAGUGUGGUAUGUCCUACAAGCCCAGGGGGCUUACCCUGAGGGACUAACAUUCAUGCAGAGAUGGGGGUGCUAUGGGAUUGGGGGAAGGAGUGGUGGUGGAGCUUUCUCGGCACAAGACAGAGUAGGUACAAAUGCCCCAAGGAACUCACAAUAGGCCAGUGUGGUUAGAGUGGAGUAAAAAAGAAGGAAAGUGGCCCAAAAUGAGACUAGGGAGGAAACAGAUGUGAAAUCAUGCAGUGCCUUGCAGUAAAUAUUAAGGAUUGGGGUCCUUACCCCAAAUUAAAUGGAGAAAGCCAAGAGAAUGUUUAAAUAAGUGGCAUGAUCAGAUUAUUUUGUUUAAACAAAGCAUUCUGCCUACAAUGUGGAGUAGGGGCUGGAUGUGGGGAGACCCAGCUGGGAGGUGUCAGCAAUAGUCCAAAGAGAGGAUGAGAGCUAGGAUUCAGGUGGACAAUGGAGUGAUGGAGGAAGUGAAUGGAUACAAAGAUAUUUAAUAAGUAAAAUCCUCAGGUUUUGGUGAUUGGACAUGGGUUGGUAUGAGGAAGAGAAAAUGUAUCUAGAAAGAACCCUAAGUUUUUAGUUUUUGCCUAGAAAACUAGGUGGAAGGUGGUGUUUUUGUUUUGUUUUGGUUUGGUUUUUUUUUUGAGAUUCAAAAUAUUGAGGACUAAGGUUUUUAGGAAAGAUCACGAAUUCCAUUUUGGUCACCUUACAUUUUAGGUGCUUUUGCACAUCAAGGGUCAUUGCCAAGUAGCAAGAUACAUGGUUUGGAACUAGGGACAUAAUUUAGAGUUGUGAGUAUAUAGUUUUCAAAGCUGUGGCUGUGAGUGAGAAGGGGGAAGAAGUCCAGAGCAAUCCAGGACGGGGCCUUGGAUUCUAGUAUUUAAAGGUAGGUGAGGGAGGAUGAACUAGCUGAGGACACUGAGGCAAACGAGGAAGAGGAGAAACUCCAGUAGGAGAGUGUGAGGUCACUCUUACCUUUCUGAACCAUGCCUGAUCAUGCCCUCCCUUGUUUAAACUCCUUCAAUGGCUAGUGCCAUUACCCCGUCUUCUCCCAAUGAAGUUCCACCUCUGUAACACUGCACGCAAGGCCUUUGUAAGAGGGCCCCAAUCAGUUUUCAUCAUUCUUCCCCCUCUUCACUCCCUACCCCACAUAGCCUCAGAUACAGGUAUUUCUCGCCAGUACCCAAGAGUAAAGUACUUAGACACUAACCUUCAGACUUCACACAUGCAUCAAGUGUCCUUCCCUUUCUUCUCCUUUUUUUUUGAGAGUCCAUUGUCACUUCUUGUGCCAAGUCUUUAUUCUCCAUCACCUUCCCUAGGAAGAGUUAGUCACCUCCAUAGAAUUUCAUUUGUAUAUUUUUAACAAUACUUUCCACACUGCAAUAUAGUUGUGUGUACCUAAGGCUGUAAGAUUCUUCCAGCUGGGAUCCUUAUCUUACUUGUUGUUUCUGAACACUUAGCACAGAGAUUUUAUAAAUUAAUCUAUUAAAUUUUUGUCUUAAUUCA
Myotis daubentonii (Daubenton's bat) is the source of this 4477-nucleotide messenger RNA. RefSeq names its product trans-L-3-hydroxyproline dehydratase (gene L3HYPDH). The record is from RefSeq and is a predicted model, not a curated record. Gene Ontology annotation, molecular function: hydro-lyase activity. Lineage: Eukaryota; Metazoa; Chordata; Mammalia; Chiroptera; Vespertilionidae.